AUGACCGAUCUAGAUAAUGCGGAAUACACGCUCUAUUCAUCUCCCUUUUCCCUCUAUUCUAUGAUGGUGCGCCAUACCAUUCAAUUAGGUCGUGCGUCAAACAAUGCGAGACCGCCUAAGUCAAUUACCCUUCACUUCAUCAACCACCGCAAGGACAAAAACCUGGAGGAAGAAUACCUCAAAGUGAAUCCCAAAGGCCAGGUGCCUGCCAUGACUGGGAACGUCCUCGAGCAUUCACUCACUGACAGUAUCUCCAUCUCACUCUAUCUGGCUGAAAAUCACUACCCUGCCUUGCUACCUGCUGAGCAUGCUGCGGUCAUUAAAGACCUACUACAACGCUUCCAUUCCAUCUAUGGUCUGUCGUUUAGCAACCCAAAGCCAACAGCGGAGAUGAAAGAGUACAACCCUUCACCGGUCGAAGGUCUUCUCAAAAGGACUGAUAUCAGCCCAGAAUACCGCAAGCUUCUUGAAGGCAAACUCAAGUUCCAUAAUGAGCAUAAUGCCACAGCCUUUCAUCCAAACGUCGUGGCUAAAGCCCGCUCAGAUCUUCAAACGAUUUUCGCAGAAAUCGUAGAACACCGCAAGCAAAGCGGUACUUUCGGCAAGCACAACGAAUGGACUUUUGGUCCUGCUGUUGGCCCUACAUUGCUCGACAGUCACUUUCUUCCAGUGGUACUACGCUGCAUCGAAGUUGGAAAUGCUGAACUCGUUCCUGAAGAGUUGCAGCUCUGGUCUGAGACUAAGUCAAAAAGCCCCUCAUGGCUGAAAGUCAUGCACGGCAAGCCGACAAGAUAUGAUCCUUCGAUGGGGCCAGUUGAGGAUAUGCAGGAGAUGAUGUCUCUAUAG
Talaromyces amestolkiae is the source of this 846-nucleotide messenger RNA. RefSeq lists its product as uncharacterized. The record is from RefSeq and is a predicted model, not a curated record. Bases 1 to 846 code for a protein of 281 amino acids. The transcript is spliced from 2 exons. Lineage: Eukaryota; Fungi; Ascomycota; Eurotiomycetes; Eurotiales; Trichocomaceae.